AUGCUGAAUCCGCCUCCACGAUCCGGCACAUCACCUGGAUCAACAGGAAUCAAAAGAUCACGAUCACCCGAUGAAUCCUCUACUAUACCGUUACACCCCCCUGCCGGUCAACGCGAAAACAAGCCCGCCACCGCAAUGACCGCUCCUAGCGGCCAAACGACAACCAGCGUGCCGGCCUCGUCCUUUCGCAACGUUUCAGCCUGUAAUCGCUGUCGCUUGCGCAAAAACAGAUGCGAUCAACGUCUCCCUCGAUGUCAAACAUGUGAAAAGGCGGAUGCGAAGUGCGUUGGCUUUGAUCCAAUUACGAAACGUGAAAUACCUCGCAGUUAUGUUUUCUUUCUGGAAGCGCGUGUGACAUAUCUCGAACGGUUGCUGCUCAAGAAUGGCAUCGAAUUCAAGCCCUCUUCUGCGUUUGACGGGGAGAUGGAAGUGCGCGGUACAAAUCAGGUUUCCGAAGAUACAGAGACUACCGCGACAAAGGACGCCAAAAAGGAAUCUAAAAAGAACGAAAAGCCGCUGGAGGAAAAGAAGGAUAGUAAACAGCGCGAUGCAGCCAACAGGAACCAUGAUCCAGAUUCUAAAGAACACUUGGAUCAGCUAGUGUCCAAUAUCGGGAUGGUCUCCGUACAGGCCAUGUCUGAUUCUCGUUAUCUCGGCUCUACAUCUGGCAUUUCCUUCGCAAGACUUGUCUUUGCGGCUGUGAAAAGCUCAGUCAACACGAGCGGUUCUGAGCCUGGUUCAGCGCGACUGACCGAGCGCAAGUCAUCAAACAGCACCGGCAGUACGAUACGAGAAACCUUCUUCGGCCUUCAAUCACGUCCAUUGAUGAAACAAGCAGCAUUUCCUGAUCGCGAACUUGCUGACAGACUUGUAAGCUUGUAUUUCGAACAUGCGAACCCACAGAUGCCCAUCUUACAUCGCGGCGACUUUUUAGAGCUCGUAAGUAGAGUCUACGAAAUGGAGGAAUCUGCAAGGCUGUCACGCGAUAUGUACUUGUUGAAUAUUGUCUUUGCUAUCGGUGCUGGCAUAAUUUUUGAAGGGAGAAGAAAAUCAUCGGACGAUGAAGAGGAAGAGUCCUCCCCUUCGCACUCCUCUAAGAAACAGAAACUUUCAGGAGUCCAAUUCCAGCCGGAAGAAUACCAUGCGGCUGCAGUGGUACAUUGGGAGGCAUUUUUAAGCGCUUCACCCAUGUCUGACUCUUCCGGAGGAGGCCUGGAUGAGUUGCAAGCAUAUCUUUUAUUGGCCAGCUUUGCGCUUUUGAGGCCAGUUGCCCCAGGACUGUGGUAUAUCGUGGGUGUUGCUGUUCGUCUUGCUAUUGAUCUUGGCCUCCAUCACGAAGAUGGCACUGGCAUAGACUCGAUUGGAGAGGAUGAUGUCUUGCCUGCGAACCAACCAGCUCACCCAGAACGGGGUCGGCUUCAAUACAUUCGAGAUCAUCGCAGACGACUUUGGUGGUGUGUUUACAGCUUCGAUCGACUUGUCAGUACUUGUGUCGGUCGUCCAUUUGGAAUCACAGACCAAGUCAUAACCACCGAGUUCCAUUCUCUUCUCGAUGACCGCUAUAUCACAAAAUCCGGUUUCCGUCCACCAAAGGGCGACGUACCGAGCUACAAACGAGUUUCCUACCACUAUCUAAGGCUACGACUUUUGCAGUCAGAAAUUCAGCAAGUCUUACAAUAUCAACAAGCGCGGUUUGUGCGUCGGUCUGGCAAGAAUAGCUCAAACCAUUCAAUGCAUACCAAACUCCAGUCUCCAUUCCUUGAACGAUUUGACUCAUUCCGUUCAUGGCGAAGGGAUGUGCAUCGCCGCUUGUUGGACUGGAAGGAUUCAUCACCCACGAAACAAGAUACUGGGGUGCAAUUUUCCAUUGAACUUUUCGAGUUGAAUUACUACCAAGCUUUGAUCAUGCUGUAUAGACAGACACUCACCGUGCCUGCAGCUUUGGCAGGCGAUCUCCAUCCGACAGAGGAUGUUUCUAGUCCACCGUCUUUUGAUCUGGAUGAUCGAGAAGACGAGGACGAUAUAUAUCUUCAAAUUGCCGAAGCUGGUCAGAAAGUUAUCAAAAUAUAUCGCCAAUUGCAUCGGGUCAGGUUGGUGAAUUAUACGUAUAUGACGACGCAUCAUCUCUUCAUGGCCGGUAUUUCAUUCCUCUUCGCAAUCUGGCACUCGCCUGUUGUGCGCAGUCGUUUGACUUUGGAUGACGUCGACUUCACUGUUCUUGCUGCAACAUCUAUCUUCAGCGAUUUGAUGGAAGUCUGCCCGCCAGCAGAGACGUGUCGAGACGCAUUCGAACGAAUGAGCAGAGCUACGGUUCGCAUGGGUUCAAAGGGCUUUGCGUCACAAGCUGUUGGUGGUGGUUCCCUCACAGCAUCUGCAAAAUCGCUUGCCUCGACCACCACCAACCGGGCUGCACCACAAAGUGUGCAAUUAGCGCCUGUACAGCGAGCUCAACGGCCCACCCGACGGCCAACUUUUGAUAUGGAUCUCAGCGAUCUGUAUCAAAGUCCUCCCGGCCAACAGGCCCAGCUCAAUCCUCCUCCGAGGCAACGAUCCUACCAGCCUGCACAGUCGUUAACAACGCAACCCGAACAAUACCAAUCGCACCCUGGAUAUUCUCAAGCGUAUGCAGGAUAUGACCAGACUGCUCAACAGCAGCAACAAUACUACAUGGCACAAUCACCUCAAAGUGCCGGGUCAGCAGCACCACUCGCUUUCACCCCGCCCACACAUUCGGAGCAGCAACAACAUAGCCUCACAGACAUGAGCUUAGACUUCCUCGACUUUGCCACCAAUCCUACCAACAUGAACCAAGAUGCUGACAUGAGUAAUCCAGACGGCAGCAAUGCACCUUCGUUGAACCAGUUUACAGGUCCUUUCAAUGUGAAUGACCUUCAAGGCACGGGCAUCAAUUUAGGAGGUCUUGGAAUGGAGGCCGACUACCUACGUGAUCUGACCACUGACGGUUCUGGGUAUGACUUGAUGGAUGGGUAUUGGUUUGGAAUGUCUGGUGGUGGGAAUUCUGGAAUAUAG
Molecule: messenger RNA, 3030 nt
Organism: Talaromyces amestolkiae
Lineage: Eukaryota; Fungi; Ascomycota; Eurotiomycetes; Eurotiales; Trichocomaceae
Exons: 3
Coding region: 1-3030 (1009 amino acids)
Biological process (GO): DNA-templated transcription; positive regulation of transcription by RNA polymerase II
Molecular function (GO): DNA-binding transcription factor activity, RNA polymerase II-specific; zinc ion binding; sequence-specific DNA binding
Source: RefSeq, a predicted model, not a curated record